AUGAACUCCAAUACGAGGUGCUCGUUACCUCCCAUAUCCGCACUUUUAAAUUCAGAACUUGAUAAAGUUCCUUUAGUGCCGCAUGCAACCUCCGGCACUCACGAACCUCAAAUAUACAUCCAAUCUAACCUACAUUCGCUGAGCUCAUCGACAUCACAAACCUCGCAACAACUCUAUAACGAAAAUGUCGAUAAAAUUCAAAAUACAUCACCAUCUACGAAACAGCAUUUACCUCCGAUUGAACCUAUUUAUCAUCCACAAGGGUCUCAUCAAGUAUCUAAGUCACGAUCAGAUUAUGUCUCUAACCUGCCACCACCAGCAUCACAACAGGUUCAACCUGGGGCCAGAGGAUAUCCUACAGAAUAUGAUCAGUAUCGUACCUCCUUCAUGAAUGAUGUCAAUCAAUCGGCAGCUUCUCUGGAAACUGACAGGAAAAUAUUAGAUCUUAAAAAGAUAAUAAACCAUUGUACAUUAAUCGGUCAAUUUGCCGAGAAAUACAGUGAUCUAUGCAAUAGACCAGGAAACAAAACCACAUCUUGGGCAUCAUCAACUUUGGCUGUCACACCGGCACCUGUACUUGAGGCAAAUGUCUCGGACAUGAUAAACAAAACGUUCGAAGUACUUUAUGUAUUGAAUGCUCUGAAAGAUGAAAAAAAUAAUCGCGAUCAGCAAAGUGAAAUCGAGCUAAUUAGAAAUAAGAGACUCAAUCCUGGAGCUUCUCCUGUGAGACCAAAGUAUCGAAGACGAUUAAAACGACCAGCCCCACCAGGUAGGUGUCAAUCUUGCAAUAUUCAAGAGACACCCGAAUGGAGACGUGGUCCUGAUGGUGCCAGAACGUUGUGCAACGCGUGCGGCUUACAUUUUGCAAAGUUAAACCGAAAACGCGCUCAACUCGCAUUACGUGAACAAGAAAUGACUCAAAUCAGCAUGUAUCAACCUCAAAAUCCAUACGCCCAAUAUAAUAUGCCAUGA
Molecule: messenger RNA, 972 nt
Organism: Acaulospora morrowiae
Lineage: Eukaryota; Fungi; Glomeromycota; Glomeromycetes; Diversisporales; Acaulosporaceae
Source: the annotation of a GenBank genome assembly